Knipowitschia caucasica is the source of this 366-nucleotide messenger RNA. The record is from the annotation of a GenBank genome assembly. NCBI's taxonomy places the organism in Eukaryota, Metazoa, Chordata, Actinopteri, Gobiiformes, Gobiidae.
AUGUGCGAAGUGAUGCCCACCAUCAGUGAGGGAGACUCGGCCGCCCCGCCGCGUGGCCCCGGGGGAGUGCAGAACGGCUCGGAGCAGGAGGCCAACUUCGAGCAGCUGAUGGUGAACAUGCUGGACGAGCGCGACAAGCUGCUGGAGUCGCUCCGAGAGACGCAGGAGACGCUCAUCCAGAACCAGACCAAACUGCAGGGGGCGCUGCACGAGAGGGACAUGCUCCAGCGGCAGAUCAACGCCUCGCUGCCACAGGUGAGGAGUUACACACAGGGGAUUAACGGCUGCUCUGGUUUCAACAUCUUUGCAACAGUUUGGGCUGAGGCUGGGAGUGAAGAUGGAGUCAUACUGUCUGGAUGUGGUUGA